Molecule: messenger RNA, 1831 nt
Organism: Marasmius oreades (fairy-ring Marasmius)
Lineage: Eukaryota; Fungi; Basidiomycota; Agaricomycetes; Agaricales; Marasmiaceae
Exons: 4
Coding region: 137-1678 (513 amino acids)
Molecular function (GO): FAD binding
Source: RefSeq, a predicted model, not a curated record
CGUUGAACCGUGGGCGCUCACCUCGAGUCGGGGUGCCCGAUGUAGCCGAGCUGUCCGUGGAGUCGCUGUGCGGCAAUUGAAAUCGCGAUGUUGUAGGGGCAAAGAAGAUUGUCUUCGUCUCCUCCCAUUUCCCUCUAUGUUGCUCCCCAGACGUUUGCUACUACUGGUUUCUUCGGUCUGCCUCGGUGCAUCAGCUCAAGACCGAUCUCAGUCCGUUUUCGUUGCCAGCUCGGGGCCCAAAUGCUGCGAUGCUCUCCGUGCUAAGCUACCAUCUAUAGUCUUUGCACGUGGUACUCCCGAAUACAAUACUCGUCUCUCCACCUACUAUCUCCUCCAACAGCAGGAACUGUCCCCUACCUGCACAGUCAGACCCAGCUCUGCCUCGGAGGUUUCGCUCAUCGUGAAGAUCGCUAAGGAUAGCCAAUGUCCAUUUGCUGUGGCUUCUGGUGGUCAUAUGGCGUGGAAGGGAUCAUCGAACAUCGACGAAGGGUUCGUCGUAGACCUCAGAGGGAUGAACCAGAUUGAUGUCUCAACCGAGGACCAAACGGUCAAGUUAGGGCCUGGUUCACUUUGGCAAGAAGUCUACAAAGUCAUGGCCCCGUAUAACGUAUCGACUAUUGGCGCAAGACUCAAUGCUGUCGGAGUCGCUGGAUACCUUUUAGGCGGUGGCAUAUCCUUCGCGUCUGUUGACAAAGGCUUUGGUGCAGAUAGCGUGUACAACUACGAGGCGGUACUUUCGGAUGGACGCAUAGUCGAAGCGAACAAAGAAACAAAUCCGGACCUGUUCUGGGCACUGAAACUGGCUGGCACAAACUACGCUAUCGUCACCCGGUUCGACAUGUACACUUAUCAUUCUCCUACGCUCUGGGGAACUCUGUCCGUCUACCCGUCCACCUCGCCAACGACAUCAGAACUUUUCGCGGAGUUCGAGAAAUACGCUCACGACGAAAAGAACAGGAAAGAUAUGAAAGCCGUGUUUCUCAGUUACAGCAACGGGAUAGAUUUAACUAUGACCGCUCAAACCAAUCUCGAUUCCACUCCUCUUGCUAGCAUGUCGUCUGCUGAACCUAUCAUGCACCUGGAGAAGGUGGGGACCACUCAUGACGUUGUAGAUGAAGUAAUUUCAAAUGCAGCCGAGUCUACCGCCCGGACAGCUUGGCAUGUGUUGACGACGAAAGCUGAUACAGACUUUUUCAUGGAUCUGUAUGCGAUGGGGAAAACGAUUUUCGAGUCUUUGAAAGACCGAAAAGGGCUUACGAGAACUUUCAAUUUCCAAGUGUUCCAGAAGAGCUUCAUUGAGGGAGCAGUUCACGGUCCGACCUACAACGCACUAAAGCGAUCAAACGAUGAUCUCGUUUGUAUUGUUAACUUUAAUGCCUGGGAGGACCCUGCGGAUGAUGCCGCAAUGAAGGAGGCCACCGACGCCCUUGGGGAUUGGGCCGAAGCCGAGGCUCGUAAGCGUGGUAUACUGGACGACUUCAUCUAUCUCAACUAUGCGAGUGAGCGGCAGCCUGUGUAUGAGCGUUCUGUUACGCCCGAAGACUUGGAUAAGAUGCGGGAGAUUCAAGCGAAGUAUGAUUCGGACGGAACUUUUGAAAAGUUGUGGAAGGGCGGAUUUAAAAUACCAAAGAAGGGUGGUGGUGCAUUGGCAGGGGCUACCCACCACGAUGAGUUGUGAGGUACUAUCAUCUUAGAUUUGGUCUUCUUCCUGUCAUCAACCAGGCAAACACAUCGAUAUAUUUGACCGAUUUGGAAUAUUCAGCUUUUGGGAUUGCAUAGCCUAAUGACAGAAAUAUUUGAAUCAAUAGUCGAAAUCAGGAUUACGGCAGGC